AUGGAUCCCAUGCUGAAAGGUGUGGAGCUGGCCAGAAGCAGCCACUUCGCAUUUGUCUUCGGGCAGCGCAAGAAGAGGACAAGGGGAAGCCUGUCCCAGCCCCAGGGUUGUGAGGAGGGGAGGAAGAGGAAGCGGCUGACGACCCGGAAGGCUCGGACUCGCUUCGACCGGGCGGUGCGCUCGGCGGAGGCGAAGCGGUCCGCGCUGGUCGGGAGCUGGCGAGGCCUGGGCCGCAAGCGGAAGAAGAGCGAGAUCGAGCCCAUUUUCUGGGAGCCGGAGCAUGAGGCCUUGGGCAUGAAGCUCUUUGAGUUCAACUUCAAGAAGUGGCUCCAGGAACGCCGGCUUGCUAGCUGCUUGCAGCGAGACGCGAGCCUUGAUCCGCCGAGAGAGGAGGGGGCUCCCUGCAGGCCCUUCAUCUACUUCAGGUACACGGCCCCAGACCGGCCUGACACUGCGCAGAUUUCCCCCGGCUCUUUCUGGGUCAAGGCCUACCACGGCACCUGGUUCUAUGGACUCCGCAGCAUCCUACAACACGGGGUUCUGCUCGAAUCGGUGAGCGAAGACCAGGGCCAUGAGUUUUGGAAGCCAGGGCUUUACCUGACGCCUUGGCUGAAGACGGCGAACUGGUAUGCCAGGGCCCAGAACGUCUUCAACGACCAGGUCUUCCACCGGGCCAUCGUCGAGGUCCUCUACGACCCCUCGAAGAAGAAGAUCUACCGGGAGCGCGGGGGAGGCCAGAUCGUCGUGACCAGCGACGCCGUGGCCAUCACCGGGCUUAUCAUACAGCCCAACUCCCCACCGCUCAAGGGCGAAGAGAGGAGCGAGAGGCUCUUCCUGGCGCUGGCGCACCUCGCCUCCUGCGGCGUGGAGCACCAGGAUGUCAAGCCGGAGAAUAUGAUGCUGUACGACGUACAUGUCGCGGCCUUCCAGGCCGAGUUGAAGCUUGGGGACUUCGGCUGGGCGGCCGUGGCCCCGCCGCCCGGGGCGGAGGAGGGCAAGGUGGCGAAGCCGCCACCCACAGGCGCUGGCUCCUUGUGGUACGCGCCGCCCGAGCUCAAUCCCCCCGUGGAGGGCAUCGACCCAGAGUUUCCGGCUCUGGACGACCAUGGCGAGCCAAUUCGAGGCCUCAGCGACAUGUGGAGCGCCGGCGUCGUGCUUUACCUGCUGCUCGUGGGCCACAACCCUUUCAACCAGGCGCUCAAGCAGCCGUCGCAGGAGUUGCAAGACCAGGAAGUGCUGCGGCUCGUGGCGCUGGGAAACUACAACCGGCGCACGGAGAGAUGGCUGCAGCUUCACCCAGAUGCACGUGACCUGAUCACCAAGCUCCUGCGCGUGCAGCCCGCGCAGAGGUGCAGUGCGACCGAUGCACUGCAGACGGCCUUCAUCACGCGCCGCGCGGUCAUGGGCCGGGUGGCAGGCUACGGCGGCAACUCCAGCGCGAUCUCCGCGUGCAUGGAAAGCGAGCCCUCCGUCUUCUUCCGGGGCUCAGUCGCGCCCUGGGCCGGACGGGAACGCCGAUGGGCGCGGUUGGACGGCUUCCAGCGCCUCGCCUGGUUGGCGAUGGCGCGGGCGCUCUCCGAGCCCGAGUUGGAUCGAUCCGUCGUCCAAGGUGCCAUGGAGGGCAUGGAGCACGAGCGCCAGCGCCGCUCCAGUGAGCCCCGCGAGGCCGGCUACCUUUGGCAGCUGGCUCGGGAACUGGGCACGGCGCCCGUCUUCCAGUGGCUCCAGGAGAGAAGUGCCUGGCCGGAUGCCCUUCGCCUGGCCUUCGCUUUCCUGGACGUGGACGGCGACGGGGCCCUGGGCCCUAGGGACCUUGUGGCGCACUGCACAGGACCACCACGCCGACGCGAGAGCCUCGAGCCCGCUGCGGCGAUGGCCAAGGCUGCCGUGCCGCAGACAGCGGAGCUGGUGCGGACAUGGAUACAACGGUGGGAGCCCAAAGACAGGUCUACCGACACGCCAGCGGCCAUCACGCAAGCGGGCCUCAGAGAGGCCCUCUUGGCGUCGUGUAGAGGCGACGAUUCCCUCUAUGGUGUCCUCGAUGACAACGAGGACGAUGGAGCCGUGGGUGGAGACACGGAGAUGGAGGGAGAGGAGCGCGCCGUUCGGGGCAGAGGCCCCGAAGAAGCCCUGGGCAUCUGGGGCGACUCUGGGGGCACGGGCGCGGGCAGCGGAAUCGCGCUGAGCUUCGCAAGAGACCACCGAGUCCCACCCCUCGCCGUCGGCGGCAUCUGA
This is a messenger RNA of Symbiodinium natans, 2235 nucleotides long. The record is from the annotation of a GenBank genome assembly. Lineage: Eukaryota; Dinophyceae; Suessiales; Symbiodiniaceae.